AGUAAAAAGAGGAACAGUGCACCAGGUAUUAAAGAGAGUGAGUUGGCAGCCAGACAGCAUCAGUUUCCUUUUUUUCAGUCAUUUGGGCUCUGCUGCUUUAUUGGAACUGAAACAAAGAAGAAGAAGUAGAAGAGACGUAAAUUCAGAACGAUUCCUGAAAGAAAAAAUAAUCAGAAGUCAUGAAGUUCCAGGUUUUUGGAAUGUUAUCAGUGGGAAUUCUCUGUACCACGAUCAGUAUGCUGCUUGCAAGCACAGGCAAUGUUGUAAGAGGCCCUCCCAAGAUUCUGGCACCUGGAAAUAAAACAUUUAAUGUAAAAAAAGAUGAAACACCGAUAAUAACUUGCAAGGCUAAAACUGAAUAUGCCAAGGAAAGUUCUACAUUGAUAUACUGGCUGGCUAAUGCAACUUUCAUAGAAGACCUUUACCCAACUAGCAGGGUGGCUGAAGGACCAGAAAGGCAAAAUCAUUCAUUGAUUGAAAGGGACUUGCACUUCAGAAAGCUGGAAAAAGAAGAUAUCUAUACUAACUUUACCUGCAUUGUUCUGAAUCCAUUUGGCAAAGAUGAAGCAAGAAUUAAAUUGGCUCUAAUAAAUUUGUAAGUAUGGACAUCCAGGAGAGAAGAGUGGAAUUGGAAAUACCAGGCACAAAGCAUGUCACAGUUUCUGGUCCAUAACCGAAUGAUUCCAUGCAAACAUCAGGAUUUCUCAGUUUUGCCUUAGUCUUCUUAGCAACAUUUCUCAGAAGUAAAAUUACAUUUAAAAAUCACAUCUAAGCGUAAUGUACUUUCCAAAUUCAAUGACUGUACAAAAAUGUAAGAGACUGUUGUAACUAAUACGCUGAUAAUGACACUGCAGAAAUUGGUUACUGUGAAAGUAGAGAAUCCAAAUGAAAAAGAAAAAAAUAGGAAUAUGGUCACUCAAAUCCAGCUAAAUAAUAACCACAAACUCCAAACUGAAGCACUGGAGCAAACACACAACAGAUUAAGCAUAUAAACCUUUAAUUUGCUUUUUGUCACAAGGACUUCAUCAGUAAUAAUUCAUGUAACAGUAUUCCCAUAUUUAAACAUCAUUUAUUUAUUUAUUUAUUUUAUUUUACAUUUGUUGACCAGGAUAGUCCGACUGGAUCUAUGUCCAUUUUCAGCGAAGGCCCAGGGAGAAAAGCUCCAUACAUUAAAAACAAUUACAAAGAGAAUUAAUUGUGGCUAUUAACAAUAUAGUUAUCUGACAUAGCUAAAAACAUGUUAUAUACAGAUCAAUUACACAGUGCUGUGACAUAGCAUACCAGAAAUGGCUGGUGAUUCAAAUGAAGAAAUAGUACCGAGUAAAAGUUUUCAGGUAAAUAAUUAAUACUUUUUUUUUUUUGUCCAUAAAGGUACCAAAGGAAGUGUAGAAAUCAAUAUAGAAUAACAAAGCAACUGAAAAUAGAUGUUAUAGACAGUAAGGGUGGUCAUGCAAGAGGAGAAAGUGCUAGUCAGAAUUUGCACAUGGGCAUAGCCAUUGGGAUUUUAGUAAGAUUCUUAGUUGCUUUUUGAAAAUUGGCAUAGAUGAAAGGGAUGCUAGUUCACUUGGAAGUUUGUUCCAAGUAUUACCAACAGCAUUAGUAAACAGGCAAUCUCCAGAUUUGUUGUUGGAUUUUAGGGUAGCAACUAGUGCCCUAUUUGCUGAUCGUAGGGUUGUAAGAUUUUUAUAUGGGCUGAUAAGGUUACAGAGUAUGGGAGUGUCUGUGGGAUGAUGUAAGAUCAUGUGAACAAUAGUAAGUUGCUGGAUAAGAAUCUGGUUUUGCAAUUCCAGCCAUCCUAGCAGUUUAAGAUUUUGGCAGUGGUGGGUUUGAAAAGGGAUGUAAUGCCUUCUAUAUAGGCAUGACCUGUAGAACGUUAAAAGGAUUAGGGAACAUCUUUAUGCUAUAAAAUCUAAAGAUUUAAACAAUGCUCUAUAUAAGCAUUCUAUUUCCUGUGAAAAAUACAAGAAGUUUUUUAUAUGUGUUGGAACAAGUUUGAGAAAACCUACAGGGGUGAUUAGAAACACACUUUAAGUAAAAAAAAGAAACUAAGUGGCAGAUAAAUUUCCAGGACUUAAUGAGACUGUCAAUAUUAAAUGCUUUUUAAGAGACAGAAGACUGAAAAUCAAUAUUUAAAAGAUAGAAAAUUGCAAGACAAUGUUUAAUUUAAGAUUUUGCACUACUGCAUUUCAUGCUUUUAGUAUUUUUAAUAAGUCAUUUUUGUCUUUUUAAGAAAAAUUGUUUUAAUUGAAAAUUUGAUCGAAUUAUUAGUGAUUGUUUCUCAUUAGAUGUAUUAGGUUUAAAUACAGGAUGACUGUUAUAUGAAUUAUUUCUGAUGAAGUCCUUGCGACGAAAAGCAAAUUAACGGUUUAUACGCUUAAUCUGCUGGGUGUUCCCUCCAGCGCUUCAAUUUGCAAUUUGUGGUUAUUAUUAUUUAUAAAGUAGAGAAUGCCUCGUUGAACUGCUGUAUAAUGCUAACAGAACAGCAGUACAUAUUGUAUACAGAGUUUUGGGCAUACUUCUCAAUUAUCACACAUUAGGUAUUUCACUCAUUUUGGCUCUCAAUAUUCUCUGUAAUACUUAAUGAAAGCAAUAUUCCACAUUACUCAGAGACAUUUUGAAGUAUGUAUUCCAUAUUAAUUUAAAAUGUUCUGUAGUUUACAAAAACAAAAAGCAUUAUUUAAGUUGAUUUCACUGUGUUUUCCACUUCCAUUCUCAUGUUUGAGUAUGGAUCAUGCAUUCUGCUCACUUAAUGUAUAUUGUGUCACAUAUUUUUGUGAAAAAAAAAGCUUAAAAGGUGUGGAUGUGGGUGUGCAUAUAGUAUUACCUGGCUUUGAUUCGCAUAUUUAUAUUAACAAAUAAUGAGCAUUUCUUCUUUCUUAUCUUUAACUGAGGAUUUGUUUUAGCUCAAGGUAUACGAAUGACUCGAUGAUGCAAAUUCAAGGUUUUAUUACCUCAUUUUUUUUCUUAUCUUUAACUGAGGAUUUGUUUGAGCUUAAGGUAUAUAUAUAUGACGCAAGAUGAUGCAAGUGUAAGUUUUUAUUACCUCAUUUUUCACGUCUUCACACACACUUUUGCGGAAGUUCCCUGCAUCAUCCCAUUUUGUUUUUCUGACAUUCAUUUUAUACACAGUACAUUGCUGGUCAAAUUUAAGUUGUACAUAAACAUUCAUUCAGUUGACAUCAUUUAAUAUGAGCUACUCUGACUUAUUUUUUAUCCUCUUUCAAGACUACAUUGCUGACAUACAUUUACUUCAUUAAAUUUGCAUACAGUAAGAAAUGAGACAUUACAACUUUCCUGCUGUUUCAAAACUUAUAAAUAUAAUGCUCAGCAUGCGUGCAAACUGUAUAUUACUUUAAUAAAAUGUCAGUAUAAUUUC
Messenger RNA from Protopterus annectens (West African lungfish), 3376 nucleotides. Its product is annotated as interleukin-1 receptor type 2-like. The coding region runs from base 180 to 599 and encodes 139 amino acids. Lineage: Eukaryota; Metazoa; Chordata; Ceratodontiformes; Protopteridae. The record is from RefSeq and is a predicted model, not a curated record. The transcript has 6 exons.